AUGGCAACUAAUUUUUACUCCCAAUCAAAGCAAAUAUCACACCAGUCCAAUCGGUCGCGAGAUUCAACUUGGUCGGUCUUUGCCAGAAAUAUUUCUUACGGGACCAAUGAACAGGAGCUUCGUUCAUUCUUUGACAAAACAUGCGGUCAUGUCACCACAGUUCGUAUUAUUUGUAAUAAUCAAACGGGUCAAAGUCGCGGUUUCGGUUUUGUACAAUUCAAUACUUUGGUAGCGUACGAGAUUGCGUUGACACUCAGUGGAAGUUCAUUGAAUGGACGAAAAUUGAAAAUUUCACCAAAUGAAUCCAAAACUACAUUUCCCUCAACUACAAUUUCUACUGCUACUACUACUGCUACAGUGGAAUCAGUUGAUUCUACUUUGAAAAGUGAACAAAAAACGUGUGUCGUACAUUGUAAAAAGUCGAACUACGACGCGUAUAUUGGCCGACCAUCAAUUUGGGGUAAUCCUUUUGUUAUCGGUAGAGAUGGAGAUAAAGCAGAUCGCAUUCGAAAAUAUCGUGCUUGGAUCAUGAGUCAGCCUGAACUAUUGGCUCGUGCAAAAAUCGAACUUCGAGGUCGUACCAUUGCCUGCUGGUGUAAACCGGAAGCAUGUCAUGGUGAUAUUUUGGCCGAAAUAGCCGAUGCCGAUUAA
This is a messenger RNA of Rotaria socialis, 651 nucleotides long. The record is from the annotation of a GenBank genome assembly. NCBI's taxonomy places the organism in Eukaryota, Metazoa, Rotifera, Eurotatoria, Philodinida, Philodinidae.